Grosmannia clavigera kw1407 is the source of this 480-nucleotide messenger RNA. Its product is annotated as hypercellular protein. The transcript is spliced from 2 exons. Lineage: Eukaryota; Fungi; Ascomycota; Sordariomycetes; Ophiostomatales; Ophiostomataceae. The coding region runs from base 1 to 480 and encodes 159 amino acids. The record is from RefSeq and is a predicted model, not a curated record.
AUGGCGCGGCCCUCCUCGGCGGCCACGUGCAGCGAGUUGGACGCCGUCAGCGCCUUUUGCAUGCGGAUGCGCAUGUUCAGCAGCGCGUCAAACGUGCGGCGCUGCUGGCGCACGGCAAAGCCCUUGUCGGCGUCCGCCUUGGCCGACUGCGAUAUCGGUGCCAGCAUGUGUUGCCGCUCCUCGGCCAAGAUCUUGCGCGUCUCUGCUUGCGCCUUGGCUCGCCUGCUUUUGCCGGAGCUUGGACUUUCCAACAGCGACAUAGUGGUCGGUAUCGGCCCCGACGGCGUCCUUGCCGUCUUCGCUUUCACUUGCGUCGUCCUCAUCCUCAAGCGGCGCCUCUGCCUCGGGAUCAAGCUCUGUGGCCAAAGCCUAGUCAGCACACAAGAACAUACUCCGACAGAUGGACGCCUGAGACAAACCUUUCACUGGGCGCUCUCCGGCGAAGAGGCGGGCACGACCCUUUGCACUCGGCAUAUUUGA